Molecule: messenger RNA, 1573 nt
Organism: Suncus etruscus (white-toothed pygmy shrew)
Lineage: Eukaryota; Metazoa; Chordata; Mammalia; Eulipotyphla; Soricidae
Gene: RDH10
Product: retinol dehydrogenase 10
Exons: 6
Coding region: 189-1214 (341 amino acids)
Cellular component (GO): lipid droplet
Molecular function (GO): oxidoreductase activity, acting on the CH-OH group of donors, NAD or NADP as acceptor
Source: RefSeq, a predicted model, not a curated record
AGGGGGAAAGUCCUGGGCUCCAGCCACGAGGGGCACCGGCGGGGCUUUGCACAACUCCCCCGGCGGGUCCUUGCACGCCUUCCUGCCAGGGUCCCGGCUGGCCCGGCCGCGGGUGACAGGCGCUCCGCGGGGAGCUCCUCGAGGCCAGGCCAGGACGCGGGCCGGCGGGCAUCGAGCGGGUCGGCACGAUGAACAUCGUGGUGGAGUUCUUCGUGGUCACGUUCAAAGUGCUCUGGGCCUUCGUGCUGGCGGCCGCGCGCUGGCUGGUGCGCCCCAAGGAGAAGAGCGUGGCCGGCCAGGUGUGUCUCAUCACGGGCGCGGGCAGCGGCCUGGGCCGCCUCUUCGCCCUGGAGUUCGCCCGGCGCCGGGCUCUGCUGGUCCUCUGGGACAUCAACACCCAGAGCAACGAGGAGACGGCCGGCAUGGUGCGACACAUCUACCGGGACCUGGAGGCGGCCGACGCCGCGGCGUUGCAAGCUGGAAAUGGUGAGGAAGAAAUUCUGCCCCCCUGUAACUUGCAGGUUUUUACCUAUACCUGUGAUGUGGGAAAGAGGGAGAAUGUCUACCUGACUGCAGAAAGGGUCCGGAAGGAGGUCGGCGAGGUGUCAGUCCUGGUCAAUAAUGCUGGCGUGGUCUCUGGGCAUCAUCUUCUGGAAUGUCCCGAUGAGCUCAUUGAGAGAACCAUGAUGGUCAAUUGCCACGCACACUUCUGGACCACUAAGGCCUUUCUUCCUACGAUGUUGGAAAUCAAUCAUGGUCAUAUUGUGACAGUUGCAAGUUCCUUGGGAUUAUUCAGUACUGCUGGAGUUGAGGAUUACUGCGCUAGUAAAUUUGGAGUCGUGGGUUUUCAUGAAUCUCUGAGCCAUGAGUUAAAGGCUGCUGACAAGGAUGGAAUCAAAACAACACUGGUUUGCCCUUACCUUGUAGACACCGGCAUGUUCAGAGGCUGCCGAAUCAGGAAAGAAAUCGAGCCUUUUCUACCCCCUCUGAAGCCUGAUUAUUGUGUAAAGCAAGCCAUGAAGGCUAUCCUCACUGACCAGCCCAUGAUCUGCACACCCCGCCUUAUGUACAUUGUGACUUUCAUGAAGAGUAUCCUCCCCUUUGAAGCAGUUGUGUGCAUGUAUCGGUUCCUAGGAGCGGACAAAUGUAUGUACCCCUUUAUUGCUCAAAGAAAACAAGCCACAAACAAUAAUGAAGCAAAAAAUGGAAUUUAAGAAGCCUUUUUUUAAUGGGAUAUCACUUCUCUCUGAAGACGAUCAAGAUGUUUCCAGUCCCAUCCACUUCAACAAUAUUGACAUUCUCUGGAUUUGAAAUCCAUGUUGACCUUUUUUAAAAAUCAACUUUACAAAAAAUAAAGUGUAAACUAAUUGACUAGUGUACUUGGAAAAUAUCAUCAGCAAAGUUGAGCUUAGAUUGUUGCCAACGGGGUCCUCUUCAGCUGAAUCCUAAAACAAGUCAACGUUUUAGACAAACACUAUGCGACAUCUCUUGAUGACCGACCAAUGUCUUUUUUUUUAAUGAGCAGAAAGUCUUGAGAUAAUUCCGGUGUGUUUAACCUCUGUGGUUUUUUCUA